Molecule: messenger RNA, 1212 nt
Organism: Prorocentrum cordatum
Lineage: Eukaryota; Dinophyceae; Prorocentrales; Prorocentraceae
Source: the annotation of a GenBank genome assembly
AUGGGGGGGGGGGAGGCCCACUACCUGGUGCACGGCUGCCUCGGGCAGGUUCUGCGCGCACUCGCCGAGGAGUUGGGCGGCGAGGGCGUCCGGCUCGACGCCGCCGUCGAGGAGGUCGACUACGCCCCCACGCCCGAGGGGCGCGUUCGCGUGCGCUACCGUGCGGGCCACCCUCCGGCUACCGUGGAGGUGACGGCGAGGGCCGUUGUGGUGUCCGUCCCUCUGGGCGUGCUCAAGGCUGGCACCAUCGCCUUCCGGCCGCCCCUGCCGCCGCCGAAGCUUGCCGCGAUCGAGCGGCUGGACAUGGGGCUGCUGAACAAGGUCUUCCUGCAGUUCGAGCAGGCGUGGUGGCCCGCCGACCAGGUGACGUUCUCGUACCUGCCGCCCUCGGCGCCGGAGCGGCCCGGCGCCGCGGGCGAGGCUCGGGGUGGCGCCGGCCAUUCCUAUUGGCUGGUGGUGAACUGCGCAGAGGCCAUGGACGGCCUCCCGGUGCUGAUGGCGCUUGUGGCGCCACCGUAUUCGUGGGAGAUGGAGAAGGAGAGCGAUGACGCCAUAGUGGCGGACUUUCUCCUUCACGUCGUGUCCCACGUGGCGCGGGCGCUGCCCGGCGGCUGGGGACGGCCGGGCAGGCCCAUCCCCGCAGUUACGGCGAGGCACGUCACCCGUUGGGGCAGCGACCCCUUCUCGCUCGGCUCCUACUCGUACCUGCCUGUCGGAGCGGGGCCCUGCGACAGGGAGGAGCUCGCUCGCGCCGUGGGCGACGCGGUGUUCUUCUGCGGGGAGGCGGCCCACAGCCUGUACCCCUCGACGGUCCACGGCGCCUACAUGUCCGGCGUGGAGACGGCGGGGAAGGUCUGCGCCGCGCUGGGCGCCGCGGCUCCCGACCCGGGCGGCCCGCCCGCGGCGGCCGGCGCCGAUGCGGCCGCCCGAAGGGCCAGGGCGACCGCGCCUACCUGGGCCGCACCGCUGCGGCCGCCCGCCUACAAGGUGUCCUGGUCGCAACUGACGGCCGCCGAGCGAGGAGCGGCCCUCAGUCUGGGCUUCGAUUUCAGCAGCUGGGACCACGACGGCCCGCCGCCGCCCGCGAGCACCCGCUCCUGGGCGCGGCUCUCCGCCCCGCAGCGGCAGGCUGCGCGCUCGCUGGGCUACACAGCGGCCGCGUGGGACGCGGACUCCAGCAGCAGCAGCAGCGGCAGCGGCAUCAGCAGAUAG